AAAAAACUCUCUUGAAACUUCAGGGAAGAAAAAAAAAAGGGCUCCGAGUAGAGAAUUUUCUCGAGAAAAAAAAAACCCUCCUCCUUUUACUUCGCGAGAAAAUCUUCGUUGCAUUGACGGUCACGUGACGCAUUUCGGUCAGAUUUUCUUCUGAUCCAAACAUCGCUACAAUGCUCUCGCUACAGGGCGAUCCCCUGCACCCCCACCACCAUCAUCCACCGCUCCAAUUAGCGCCGUACAGCUCGGACCUCCGCGAUGAGUCGUUGGCUGCUGCUGCUGCUGCUGCUUCUUCUUCUUCUUCCUCUUCUUCUGUUUCCAAUCUCAAGCGCUCUCAGGCCUUGAACUCUCAUGAAGUUGAUGAAGGCAUGCUCAUGGCCCUUGCUCAUCAGAUGUACAAAGCUGGAAAUUUUAAGCAGGCAUUAGAACACAGCAAUGCUGUUUAUGAGCGAAACCCACAGCGGACUGAUAAUCUUCUUCUAUUGGGUGCAAUCCAUUAUCAGUUGCAUGAUUUUGAUAUGUGCAUUGCAAAAAAUGAAGAAGCACUUCGACUUGACCCCCGUUUUGCUGAGUGCUAUGGAAAUAUGGCAAAUGCUUGGAAGGAGAAAGGAAAUAUUGACUUCGCCAUCCGCUACUAUCUGAUUGCUAUUGAGCUUCGACCCAAUUUUGCUGAUGCAUGGUCAAACUUAGCUAGUGCAUACAUGCGUAAAGGAAGAUUCAAUGAGGCAGCCCAAUGUUGUCGUCAGGCUCUUGCGUUAAAUCCUCGUUUGGUUGAUGCUCACAGUAACCUUGGGAAUUUGAUGAAAGCUCAAGGUUUAGUGCAAGAGGCAUACAAUUGCUAUGUCGAGGCUCUUCAAAUCCAACCAAAUUUUGCAAUUGCAUGGUCCAAUCUUGCUGGCCUUUUCAUGGAAGCUGGUGAUCUUAACAAGGCACUUCAAUAUUAUAAGGAAGCUUUAAAGCUCAAACCAACAUUUUCUGAUGCCUACCUUAAUCUUGGAAACGUGUACAAGGCUCUGGGAAUGCCUCAAGAGGCAAUAGGAUGUUAUCAGCGUGCUCUUCAGGUGCGGCCAGACUAUGUUGUGGCCUAUGGAAAUUUGGCUAGUUUAUAUUACGAGCAAGGCAACCUAGAAUUGGCGAUUUUCCAUUAUAAGCGAGCCAUUUCUCUUGAUUCAGAAUUCUUGGAGGCUUACAAUAACUUGGGCAAUGCUUUGAAGGAUUCCGGAAGAAUUGAAGAAGCAAUUCAGUGCUACCAUCAAUGUCUUGCCCUACAAGUUAACCAUCCACAAGCGCUUACUAACCUUGGGAACAUAUACAUGGAAUGGAAUAUGCUGAGUGCUGCUGCUUCAUGUUAUAAGGCUACACUGUCUGUAACAACAGGACUUUCUGCUCCUUUCAAUAAUUUAGCAAUAAUAUAUAAACAGCAGGGUAAUUAUGCGGAUGCUAUUUCUUGCUACAAUGAAGUCCUCCGGAUUGAUCCUUUGGCUGCGGAUGGACUUGUCAAUCGUGGAAACACGUACAAGGAGAUUGGAAGAGUUAAUGAAGCCAUUCAAGACUACAUACGGGCCAUUACCAUCAGGCCUACAAUGGCUGAGGCUCAUGCAAAUCUAGCUUCAGCUUACAAGGACAGUGGACACGUUGAAGCUGCUAUAAGAAGCUACAAGCAAGCACUAAUACUACGCCCUGAAUUCCCAGAAGCAACUUGUAACCUUCUUCACACACUACAGUGCGUUUGUGACUGGGAGGACCGGGAGAGCAAAUUUAUUGAAGUUGAAGGGAUACUCAGGAAACAAAUAAAGAUGUCAGUUAUUCCAAGCGUGCAGCCUUUCCAUGCGAUAGCGUAUCCCAUUGAUCCAAUGCUUGCCCUGGAAAUCAGCCGUAAAUAUGCUGCACACUGCUCCGUCAUUGCAUCUCGCUAUUCACUUCCUCCCUUCAACUAUCCUGCACCCUUGCCCAUAAAGAAUGAGGGCAGGAUUGGACGCUUACGAGUUGGAUAUGUGAGUAGUGACUUUGGUAACCACCCUCUUUCUCACCUCAUGGGAUCUGUAUUUGGCAUGCAUGACAGAGAAAAUGUUGAGGUGUUCUGUUAUGCAUUAAGUCCAAAUGAUGGCACUGAAUGGAGACAGCGUAUUCAGUCAGAAGCAGAGCGCUUCAUAGAUGUGUCAUCCAUGUCAUCUGAUAUGAUUGCCAGGCUGAUUAAUGAGGAUAAAAUACAAAUCCUCGUCAAUCUUAAUGGCUAUACUAAGGGGGCAAGGAAUGAAAUAUUUGCAAUGCAGCCUGCUCCUAUUCAGAUUUCUUACAUGGGAUUCCCUGGAACCACAGGGGCAAGUUAUAUUCAUUAUUUGGUCACUGAUGAGUUUGUAUCCCCUUCUCGUUUUUCUCACAUCUAUUCAGAAAAGCUUGUCCACCUUCCUCAUUGUUACUUUGUAAAUGAUUAUAAGCAGAAAAAUUGUGAUGUAUUGGACCCAAAAUGCCAACCAAAGAGAUCAGAUUAUGGCUUACCAGAAGACAAGUUUAUCUUUGCAUGUUUCAAUCAGCUUUACAAGAUGGAUCCUGACAUUUUCAAUACAUGGUGCAAUAUUCUUAAACGUGUCCCCAAUAGUGCACUUUGGCUUCUCAGAUUCCCAGCUGCUGGCGAACUCAAACUUCGCACCUAUGCUAUGCAACGCGGUGUGCAACCAGAUCAGAUUAUUUUCACAGAUGUUGCCAUGAAAAAUGAGCAUAUUAGACGCAGUUCUUUAGCAGAUUUGUUCCUUGACACACCAUUAUGCAAUGCGCAUACAACAGGCACUGAUAUUCUAUGGGCUGGUCUUCCUAUGGUGACCCUUCCCCUUAAGAAAAUGGCUACCAGAGUUGCUGGUUCCCUGUGUCUGGCCACUGGUGUUGGAGAGGAGAUGAUUGUUAGCAGUAUGAAAGAAUAUGAAGAGAGGGCCGUCUCGCUUGCAUUGAAUCGCUCAAAGCUCCAAGAUCUUACCAACAGACUCAAAGCGGUCCGUUUGACUUGCCCUCUCUUUGACACAGCACGCUGGGUACGGAAUCUUGAGCGAGCCUAUUUCAAGAUGUGGAAUCUGUACUGCUCUGGCCAGCAUCCUCAACCAUUUAAAGUAACCGAGAAUGAUAUGGAAUUUCCAAGUGAGUGAUAGAUAGGAGCCAGGGUUGGGGGGGAGACGGGAGAUUGUACAUAAAAAAAAAAAAAUGAAGCAAAGAGUGCUACCAUCGUUAUUCAUCAUCUAGUUUACUGUUACUUACAAAAAAUCAUCUAGUUGACUGUUGGUUGGUUGUCCAGGAGAUGUUCACUCUCUGCUAUUACCAAUGGAUCAGUGUGUUUUUUGUUCUGCUAGUUUUUACGCCCUUACCAAGUGAUGUUCACUCUCCCUAUUUGUGACCUAUGGGGUGCAUAGUAGCUCAUGUUCAUACAUCGAAUUAGCGUCGUGUCGUGUUUAGUCA
Juglans regia (Persian walnut) is the source of this 3441-nucleotide messenger RNA. Its product is annotated as probable UDP-N-acetylglucosamine--peptide N-acetylglucosaminyltransferase SEC. Gene Ontology annotation, molecular function: protein binding; protein N-acetylglucosaminyltransferase activity. Gene Ontology annotation, biological process: protein O-linked glycosylation. Lineage: Eukaryota; Viridiplantae; Streptophyta; Magnoliopsida; Fagales; Juglandaceae. Bases 171 to 3134 code for a protein of 987 amino acids. The transcript is spliced from 28 exons. The record is from RefSeq and is a predicted model, not a curated record.